UGCAGCAGAAGAAGAGAAGCUCCCAUCAGAUCACCUUCAAUAGCAACCAUGUUCUCUGUAGCUCUGCUGCUGCUGCUGGCUGCUGGAUCCUGUGUUGAUGGUCAGACUCUGACAGAAUCUGAACCAGCGAUUAAAAGACCUGGAGAAUCUCACAGAUUGACCUGUACAGCCUCUGGGUUCAAUUUAGGCAGCUAUCACAUGGCCUGGAUCAGACAGGCUCCUGGAAAAGGACUGGAGUGGAUUGCCUGGAAUAGUAACGGUGGCACAAAAUACUACUCUCAGUCAGUCCAAGGCCGGUUUACCAUCUCCAGAGAUGACAGCAGACAGCAGCUGUAUCUGCAGAUGAACAGUCUGAAGACUGAAGAUUCUGCUGUUUAUUAUUGUGCUCGAGAGCCACAGGGUGACUAUGCUUUCGACUACUUGGGCCGUGGGACUGUAGUCACAGUAACAGAUACUACAACUGCACCGACUCUGUUCCCUUUGGUUCAGUGCAAACCUGGGGCUGCAGAUACAAUCACUGUUGGCUGUCUUGCUCAAGACUUCUACCCAAAGAGUCUUACUUUACAGUGGACCGAUGCCAGUGGGAAAAGCCUUGCUACAGCUGUACAAUAUCCUCCAGCUGAGAAAAACAACAAAUAUACAGGAGUCAGUUUGCUCACUGUAUCAAAAUCUGAAUGGGAUUCAUGGAGCUCUUUUACUUGUUCUGUGACUCACCCUGGAACGCCCCCCCCCGUGACACUGUUAAAAAAGGCCUCAUUGCCUGUCAAAAUGGAACUGAACCAACCAAGUCCCAAAGAAAUCUUUAGCAACAACCAGGCAAAGUUGAAGUGUAUCGUUACUGGACUGGACCAGAAUGUUGUAGAUCAAAUUCAAAUCACUUGGAAUAUCGAUGGAUCCCCUGUGACCAACAACAUCACACCAACACAGUCGGGAGUCAGCACAAUGACUCUUACCCGCACUGAGUGGUACAAAGUCAACAACGUGGGCUGUUCUGCCACAAAAGACGAUAUGACACCAGUUAUUCAAGAUCUGACUUUCCGCAAAGGAGAUGGGAGCGAGCCAAAAGUAACAGUCCACAUCCUCCCAGAUGAGGACAUCAUCGAUGAGGUCACUCUGGUGUGCCUGGUGUCCAAUCCGGUGCAGCAAGAUUACUACAUCGCCUGGUCAGAACAUAUUGGAACAAACCCCCCCAUCUAUACUGAUGGCAUUAACUUCAGCCAAGUGAAGACCCAACAAGGCUACUCAGUUGCAAGUAUUUACACCACCACCAAAGACAAGUGGAACAACUCCACCAUGUUCUCCUGCCACGUAUGGCCUGGUAGAGGCGAAACGCCUAUUAAAUCCAGAGAUGUGUCUAAGGCCAUGAGUAGCCCCAUUGAAUGUGAGAAAUAGUAGAUUCAGCUUUAAAUGUGGCAGUUUGUGCUAAUGUGUUGUUCUGUCUCUGUGUGUACUCUCUGCCAUGAGAACCUGUCUUUGUGAUUGUAAAACGGUCAAUUUACUAUUGUUUGUCAUAUUGUGUUUCAAUCUGUCUACGUCACAUUGUCUA
Messenger RNA from Perca fluviatilis (European perch), 1546 nucleotides. Its product is annotated as immunoglobulin alpha-2 heavy chain-like. Gene Ontology annotation, molecular function: immunoglobulin receptor binding; antigen binding. The record is from RefSeq and is a predicted model, not a curated record. Gene Ontology annotation, biological process: phagocytosis, recognition; complement activation, classical pathway; defense response to bacterium. The coding region runs from base 49 to 1392 and encodes 447 amino acids. NCBI's taxonomy places the organism in Eukaryota, Metazoa, Chordata, Actinopteri, Perciformes, Percidae. The transcript is spliced from 7 exons. Gene Ontology annotation, cellular component: blood microparticle; immunoglobulin complex, circulating; external side of plasma membrane.